Molecule: messenger RNA, 560 nt
Organism: Diatraea saccharalis (sugarcane borer)
Lineage: Eukaryota; Metazoa; Arthropoda; Insecta; Lepidoptera; Crambidae
Source: the annotation of a GenBank genome assembly
AUGGCGUCGCCGUCUGGGACUCCGAAGGCGCCAUCGCCGCCACCGCCGGGACACACGCCCAGCAAGAUGGAGAGAAGAAUGUCCCAUUUUAAGGAGUACAAAUUCUUCAGAUCGUUCAGUGCGAAAGUUGAGAACUGGCCGAUGAGAAAAGCCGAGCAGCUCUGGAGGAAAAUGCGAGAACGAAAAAUUGCAGAGAUCGAAGCGGCGGAGGCAUGCAAAUGGUUAAGAGCCGCCGGCUUCCCUCAAUAUGCGCAGAUGUACGAGGAUCUGCAGUUCCCUAUCGACGUGUCGGGCGUACAGAACGACCACCCCUUCCUCGACGCGGACUCGCUGCAGUCGCUGUUCAGACGGCUGACUGCUCUCAACAGAUGCGCCACCAUGAAGUUGGAACACCAUCAUCAAAAGAGAUCGAACGACUCAGAUGAUGAGCAAUGUGCGUUGAGCGACAAAUGGCAAUACGAGCGCAAAUCACGGCGAUGGUCGCGGGUAGUCGAGAUCACGCCGCAAGCGCAACGUAGAUUACAGGUACUCAAUAUCUAUAUGUCACAUUUAAAUUGUAG